CACCUUCCUGUGCAAGAUCCUCUGGUGUGAUGGAGCCAGGCAGGGAAAAGGAGGAGUGUCUGGCCUACAUCCAAGCCUUCCUUGAAGGCAACAAAGAGGUGACUAGCCACUUGUCCAAGAGCUUCUUGCAUCCAGCCUGCCAGCAGGAGGUGCAGGCACACUACCCACAGCUCUGUAUGGCCCUGCUCUUUCGGCUAACCCACCUGGUCCAACCAGAACCUCAGGGCAUCAACUUCUUCUGGGGGGAGUACCGGAGCCAGAAGAUGCUCAUCCCAGCCACCCCUGUUAGGUCUGCAGUGGGUGACCUGAGAGCCUUGAUGCAAGGGGCUGGCUAUGUGGAGCAGAUCAUCUCCAUCCAGAAGCAGGGAGGCUGGGACAUGAUGAUGAGCUUUGAGGCACAUCACAGAGGGGUUGGCUUGCUUGCCAGAGCAAUGCGGAAGAACCCUGUUGAAGAGCGCUCCUGGAUGAUCCAUCACCUCCUGAAUGUCCUAAGGAGCGGGGACAAGACCCAGCACCUCUCAGCCUUGGUUUUCCUUGUUGAGGUGGUGACACUCCAUUACUUGCUGCCAGAGCUCCUUGAGCAGCUGAAGGAGGCAGACAGGGAUGUGAUUGCAAAAGCCUUGAUGGUCAUCAGGCACAUCCUCACCACUCUGGGCAGGCGGAGAGCCAGCCGGGCUGCUCUGCUAGUAGCUGAGAAGAUUCUGCCCUUCUUUGACGAUGUGUCUAGCCGGCUUCGAUUUCUCACCAUCUCCCUGUUUGGAGACCUGCUGAGGUUAGUGCAGAGGAUGGACAAACAGAGCAUGAAGAUGUAUGUCCUGAAGAGCCUUGUUUCAUUGUUCUUCCACUUGGAGGAUGUGAACCCCAAGGUGUCUGAGUCAUCUUGGGACACCCUCUUCACUGCUGCAGCACUUCUUGGUUGGACAGAGAUCCAGCCCCUUAUCCAGAGGAAGGAGACAUGGAAGAUCUGUGAGUGCCUGCUAAUGAGGAACAGGAGAAGAGCUGAUGAUUUCCUGAUAGAGAGCCUUGUCUACAUAGAGAGCCCUCAGGAUCCCAUCCGUGAAGCAGCGGUCAGGUUCAUUGGACUUGCUGCCCGGCAGAUAGAGGACCAGAAUGAGGAAAAGCUACACAAACUCUGCAGCAUCCUGAAUGACCUGCUUCUGGACCAGAAGCCCUCUGUCAGCACCCUGGCUUCUCAGACGCUCUUGAUUCUGAAGGUCACUUGGAACCAGCCAGCAGCAGGAUGCACCCUAGGGGCCCUCUUCACUGCCUGUCUCCCGUUCUGUGGGGGGGAUAGCCAUGGUGAAAGACAUGAGAAGCAGCAGCAGCCAGUGCCAUCAUGACUCACUUUCUUCCCCAUCAGCCUUUUCUCCUCCCUUUUGUUCAUAUUUAUGCUAUCACUUAUUUCCCCUGUAUACAGGCUGU
Messenger RNA from Alligator mississippiensis (American alligator), 1422 nucleotides. Its product is annotated as maestro heat-like repeat-containing protein family member 7. The record is from RefSeq and is a predicted model, not a curated record. Lineage: Eukaryota; Metazoa; Chordata; Crocodylia; Alligatoridae. Gene Ontology annotation, cellular component: cytoplasm. The transcript has 10 exons. Bases 30 to 1340 code for a protein of 436 amino acids.